ACAUUUGGCGAUUCACGCUGCACGUUGAAAACAAGACAAAGCGACCCAGUUCUUCUUUAUUAGCACUUUAUCAGCGUGCCCUGUGGUUUUUAUGAGUCAAAACACGAUAAGAGACUGACACGUGCUUUCUGCACGGUUUCCUUUUGUAUGCAGAAAUUUUCUAAUUUUUUCGCGUGUAUCAUCAAGAUAGCUAUCACCUUCGACCAUCGGAGGAAUUUAUUGAAAAGCCAGCAGAAAUGAAUGGACCUGACCUAUCGAAGAUGUCGGUGGGCGGGGCUUCUGGAAAUGAGGGAAAGGACUCUGUAGCCAAUGGGCAUGCAGAGAAUGAGUCCGACCCCUUUGCAGAGUACAUGUGGAUGGAGAAUGAAGAGGAGUACAAUCGACAGAUCGAGGAGGAAUUGCUUGAACAAGAGUUUUUGGAGCGCUGUUUUCAGGAAAUGUUGGAUGAGGAGGAUCAGGAUUGGUUUAUUCCUGCAAGGGACCUGCCCUCGGUGGGACAAAUACAACAACAGCUUAAUGGACUUUCUGUCAGUGACAGCAAUGCAGAGGAAAUCUUGCGGAAGAGCAUGUUAAACCCAGAGGCCAAGGAGUUUGUGCCAGGGGUAAAAUACUGAGGAUCAUUCUUCCCAUCUGCAGAUGUCCCCUUGUACCCGCAUACAUACUCAGAGACUCGUGUGCCCAUAUUUAGAAUGGUCACACAAAUGCACUCUUUACACACUCUUGAAGGGGCGGCAAUACAAAUGUGGAUAACAUUUUGGGUGGGAGGGGUGAUUGUCUAUAAGCUUUAUAUUUCUGUUAUGUAUAAACCGAGGGUAUUAAGUUUAAACACUGCCUCUAGGAGGUGCUGUCACAAAAGCGAAAAUCAUUACAAAGCUGUUUUAUUUUCACUUCCCUUACUGAAAGACCUGUUCCUGUCAGAUUUUCCUGUUUCGCAGUGGGUGCCUGAUCAGGUCUUUGCUUUCCUUCCUUUUUUGUUUUUGUGUUUUUUGUUGUUGAUCUUUUGUAGAGGGAGGUUUUGAUGUAUCUUUGUUCACAUUCCUUAGUUUUAAGGGAUGUGGCUGGGGGUGGGCCUCUUGGUUCGGGUAGGAUGCUGAGGAAACGAUGUUGGGGAAUUCAAAUGAAUUCAAUUUUUGAUUUUGAAUUGAAAUCGCUAUAUGCAGGACUGAAUUUCUUUUUAAAACGGAAGGAUAAAGGCAAAUAAAGAUGUUCAUACCCAAAUAGAA
Messenger RNA from Misgurnus anguillicaudatus (oriental weatherfish), 1223 nucleotides. Its product is annotated as polyadenylate-binding protein-interacting protein 2B. Lineage: Eukaryota; Metazoa; Chordata; Actinopteri; Cypriniformes; Cobitidae. Gene Ontology annotation, molecular function: mRNA regulatory element binding translation repressor activity. The record is from RefSeq and is a predicted model, not a curated record. Gene Ontology annotation, biological process: negative regulation of translational initiation. Gene Ontology annotation, cellular component: cytoplasm.